Messenger RNA from Pecten maximus, 996 nucleotides. Its product is annotated as arpin-like. Gene Ontology annotation, biological process: negative regulation of actin nucleation. The transcript is spliced from 6 exons. Bases 54 to 719 code for a protein of 221 amino acids. The record is from RefSeq and is a predicted model, not a curated record. Lineage: Eukaryota; Metazoa; Mollusca; Bivalvia; Pectinida; Pectinidae.
ACUCUAUCGGUAUCUAUUACCCCGGAAGUAAACAUUUGAUAGGAAACUGUGGCAUGAGCCGCUUGUAUGACAACAAACCCCUGGCUAAUUUGCCCGUGGGUAACGUCCGUGUGGCAAAGGUGUGGUCGGAGGCAGAUCUAGCGAGCGGAGAUGGUGUGAUAAUUGAAGGCGUAAUCAAGGGACGUGGCAGGGUAGCUGUCACAGACUGCCAGGACUCCAAGCACAGAUACUACCUGUUGUACGUUAGCCCCGACAGGGUACACAGACGGAAGUUUGAUAGCAGUGGGAAAGAGGUGGAGCCGAACUUUAGUGAAACCCAGAAAGUGAGAACGGGCUAUCUCAAUUCCUCCUACAAGGUGGAGGCUAAGGGACAGACUGAUCGUCUGACCAAUCAGCAAACUGCAGAGCUGCUAGCCAAUCAGGAGUUGUUGGCACUGACCACUAAACAACAACCUUCCGGAUGUGACAAAUGUCUGUCACUAUGGUUACCAGAGGGUGAAGCUGAAAAACUGGAACUGGCAGAAGGAGAGGCCAUAAGAUUGAAAACAAGAGGAAAUGGGCCAUUAAUAUUUAGCAUUGCCAAGAUGGAUGUUCAGUCAGCCAGCGUGUCUAAUUUUGCGGGCGGAGAACAGGUGGGCGGGUCGUGGACCGACAAAAUCAUUGGGCUUAAGUCAGAUGCUCCUGAGGAGGAGGAGGAUGAUGAUCAGGAUUGGGAUUAACGACGGCAAGCACUUCUGACUUAUACACCUUAUCUAGCCCCCAUGGGACAGUCACUGGAGGAAAGGCCAGAUCGUAGAUGGAAGUAAAGAUCUGUUUGGUUUAUCUAGGAAGAUCUGACAGAAGAAAUGAUGUGCACGAUUUGUUCUAAAACUUUCUACUGUACACAAUGUGUUCCUUAAUGAUAUUUCAUUUUAUAUUAUACAUCAUAAUUAUAGAUGUAGUGAACCUUACACAAUGUCAAAGCUAUAUAUGUUUUAUUAAAGAGAUAAAUAACUC